This is a messenger RNA of Spizellomyces punctatus DAOM BR117, 814 nucleotides long. Its product is annotated as nuclear export factor GLE1. Bases 82 to 702 code for a protein of 206 amino acids. NCBI's taxonomy places the organism in Eukaryota, Fungi, Chytridiomycota, Chytridiomycetes, Spizellomycetales, Spizellomycetaceae. The transcript is spliced from 2 exons. The record is from RefSeq and is a predicted model, not a curated record.
UCGCCCACUUGCAUAAAACCCUCGCGUUCUUUGCCCAUCCCAACACACACACACACACACAGAAACCUCUUAGUAGUUAUCAUGUUCAAGACUAUCGCAACUCUCCUUGUCCUGGCUACUGCCGCCGUGCAGAGCAUACAUGGACACGUUACAUGUGUGCCUCCUGUUGGAGUGCCCGGAAAGAAUGUGCAGACGGCUCUCCGUGUUCCACAUGGAUGCAAUCACACCGCAACCAUCAGCGUUACCGUAAAGGUCCCUCAGAACGUAACGAGCUUCAAGCCCCAAUUGGUCCCCAACUGGCAACUGGCUAUCACACAGCGCCCUCUUCCUCAACCCGUCGUCAGCGAGGGUGGCACAGUCAAUACGACCACCGACACGGUCACGUGGCAUGGCGGCUUCCUUCCCGACACCGCCUACAUGGACUUUGGUUUCCAGGCUCUCCUUCCUGACGGACCUGAUGGAUCUGUCGUCUACUUUGAAACCUCUCAGUUGUGCGAGAACGGUCAGACCACUAACUGGAAUGGUACUGCUACUCCCAAGAUCACCUUGAUGAAGAAUGGAACAUUGUUGUCGUCGUCAGUCUUUGGUGGCAGCAACUCUUCGAUGGGACCUGCCCAAGCGACCAAGAGCUCUGCUUCAGCUUUGGCUGUGAGUGCUGGGACAUUGGUGUUGGUCGUUGGGUCCAUGGUUGGUUUGAUGUAAAUUAUGUAAAAUAGGACAAUCUUACACAAAAGAUCUGGGAUGGGGGAGAAAAUCAUGCGGGGCUGGUCUCUCAUGCUAUAAAAAUGUGAAUAAUAUAAGUGGCAUCAAGUUU